AUGGUCGGUGGAUUAGUAGGCGGAAUAGCUGGAGGAGUGGGUGGAAGUUUAUUCACAGAAAAGGUUGUUGACACGAUCUCUGAUGCUGCAGGAUAUGACAUAAAAAUCAUGUUAUGCAAGAAGUGCGAACGGCUUUACAGAUGCCGAGUUUAUCUCGAUGGGAAACUUCGCUUAUGUGACUACUGUAAAAUAGAAUGCAGUGAGAAAGAACAAGAAAAAAAGUAG
Messenger RNA from Enterobius vermicularis (human pinworm), 225 nucleotides. The record is from the annotation of a GenBank genome assembly. Lineage: Eukaryota; Metazoa; Nematoda; Chromadorea; Rhabditida; Oxyuridae.